This is a messenger RNA of Cucumis melo (muskmelon), 3712 nucleotides long. RefSeq names its product alpha-aminoadipic semialdehyde synthase. The transcript has 26 exons. The record is from RefSeq and is a predicted model, not a curated record. Lineage: Eukaryota; Viridiplantae; Streptophyta; Magnoliopsida; Cucurbitales; Cucurbitaceae. Gene Ontology annotation, cellular component: cytoplasm. The coding region runs from base 230 to 3382 and encodes 1050 amino acids. Gene Ontology annotation, molecular function: saccharopine dehydrogenase activity.
CAACUGAACUCCUAUUUUUCUUCCACGGCGGACGCAACGACAGGCGAUUGAGACAUCCGUGCACUGCAAGUAAUCUUCUCCCAACGCAUUUGUCUCAUCACGAAGCCUUAUCUCUCCUCUUUAGAGAUUCGAACGUGAAAAUCUGCUCUGGAUUUGUUGAUUUCGGUGCUUUGACUUUUACGCUGUGGAUAGGAUACGAUUAAUUUUACUCAUUUGGUAAUUUGAUGCCAUGCUCGGGAACGGAGUUGUUGGGAUUCUAUCUGAGUCUUGUAACAAGUGGGAAAGAAGGGUGCCUCUAGCACCAGAACACUGUGCUCGACUUCUGCAUGGAGGAAGGCAGAAAACUGGAAUAUCUCGUAUAAUUAUUCAGCCAUCAACCAAACGCAUCUAUCAUGAUGCUCAAUACGAGGAUGUAGGCUGUGAAAUUUCUGAGGAUUUAUCAGAAUGCGGUCUCAUUCUGGGUGUCAAACAACCCAAGCUGGAAAUGAUUCUUCCUGAUAGAGCAUAUGGCUUCUUCUCCCACACUCACAAAGCGCAAAAGGAAAACAUGCCUUUACUAGAUAAGAUAUUAUCAGAAAAGGCAUCAUUAUAUGAUUAUGAGCUUAUAGUUGGAGAUCACGGGAAAAGGUUACUUGCAUUUGGAAAAUUUGCUGGCAGAGCUGGAUUUAUAGACAUUUUGCAUGGAUUAGGACAGAGAUAUUUGAGCCUUGGAAUUUCCACUCCGUUCCUGUCGCUGGGUAUGUCAUACAUGUAUCCAUCCCUGGCUGCUGCAAAGGCUGCAGUGAUAUCUGUGGGCGAGGAGAUUGCAACACAGGGCUUGCCACCGGAGAUUUGUCCGUUGGUCAUUGUGUUUACUGGUUCAGGAAAUGUUUCUCAUGGAGCACAAGAAAUUUUCAAGCUUCUUCCUCACACUUUUGUGGACCCGAGUAAACUUCCAGAAAUUUGUGGGAAGAAUGUGGAACUUCGCCAACAUGGAGCAACAAAAAAGAGGGUCUUCCAAGUAUUUGGUUGUGUUGUGAGCUGCCAACACAUGGUUGAGCACAAAGAUUCCACAAAAAAAUAUGAUAGAGUUGAUUACUAUGCUCAUCCAGACCAAUAUAGACCUAUAUUCCAUGAAAGGAUAGCUCCAUAUGCUUCUGUUAUUGUAAAUUGCAUGUAUUGGGAGGGAAGAUUUCCACGGUUGCUGACCACCUUGCAGUUUCAAGAUCUAAUGAGAAGCGGAUGCCCUCUUGUUGGAAUUUCAGAUAUAACUUGUGAUGUAGGGGGUUCAAUAGAAUUCAUUAAUCAGACAACGUCAAUCGACUCUCCUUUCUUCCGAUAUGAUCAUAUUAGUGAUUCGUACCACCAUGAUUUGGAAGGCAAUGGUGUGAUAUGUUCAGCUGUUGACAUUCUUCCAACAGAGUUUGCCAAAGAGGCCUCCCAGCAUUUUGGAGACAUCCUAUCGACAUUUGUUGGCAGUCUUGCCUCUGUGGUUGACAUUCUAGAGUUACCCAUGCAUUUGAGGAGAGCCUGCAUAGCUCAUAGAGGGGCACUAACCUCCUUGUAUGAAUAUAUUCCACGUAUGCGGAAGUCUGAAUCUGAAGAAUCUUCUGUGGAUAUUGCCAAUGGCCACUCCAACAAAAUGUUCAAUAUACAGGUGUCUCUGAGUGGCCAUUUGUUCGAUCAAUUUCUAAUAAAUGAGGCCUUAGAUAUUAUUGAAGCAGCUGGUGGCUCAUUUCACUUGGUUCACUGUCAAGUGGGCCAGAAUGCAAAUGCUAUGUCACACUCAGACCUUGAAAUUGGUGCUGAUGAUAUAGGGAUUUUGGAUAAGAUCAUUCACUCUCUAAGUCGGAUGGCUAAUCCACAAGAAAAUCUUGAUCUCGUAAAUAAUGAGACAAACAAGAUUUUUCUUAAGGUUGGUAAGAUUCAAGAGAGUGGCUUUAAAAGUGAAGAUGUAAAAAGGAAGACUGCUGUUUUACUUCUUGGAGCAGGUCGGGUUUGUUAUCCAGCUGUUGACCUCCUAGCAUCAAGUGGAAAUUCAUGUUGUCAGUUCUGGAAAACUUUUCUUGAACAGUAUGCUGAAGAUUGGAAUGAUAUUGAAGUAAUCGUUGCUUCUCUCUACCUAAAGGAUGCAAAAGAGAUAACUGAAGAUAUCGCUAAUGCAACAGCUGUUGAGCUUGAUAUUACGGAUUCUGAGAAACUUUUUAUGUAUAUCUCACAGGUUGAAGUUGUUAUAAGUCUGCUUCCACCCAGUUGCCAUCUUACUGUAGCAAAUGCAUGUAUUGAGCUUAGGAAGCAUUUAGUCACUGCUAGCUACAUUAAUGAUGCCAUGACAUUGCUAGAUGAAAAGGCUAGGAAUGCUGGUAUAACAAUUCUUGGGGAGAUGGGUCUGGAUCCUGGAAUAGAUCAUAUGUUAGCAAUGAAGAUGAUCAAUGAGUCACAUCUCCAAAAUAGGAUAGUAAAGUCCUUUAUGUCAUACUGUGGGGGAAUUCCAUCUCCAGAAUCAGCAAACAAUCCAUUGGCAUAUAAAUUCAGUUGGAAUCCUGCUGGGGCUAUUCGAGCUGGAAGCAAUCCAGCUACAUACAAAUACGAAGGAAAAACAGUAAAAGUUGAAGGAAAGGAUCUUUAUGACUCUGCUGUGAGACUACGCUUACCUGACCUUCCAGCUUUUGCUUUGGAGUGCAUUCCAAAUCGAAAUUCCUUAAUUUAUGGGGAUGUAUAUGGCAUUGGGCAUGAGGCAUCAACCAUAUUUCGAGGAACCCUACGCUAUGAAGGUUUUAGCGAAGUGAUGGGAACCUUGGCAAGAAUUGGAUUUCUAGACGCAGAAGUUCAUUCCUUUCUUAGGAACGGGAGACCACUGUUUCGAGAUUUCUUGCUUGAGCUUCUCAAAAUUAAGGGAGUCUCGAGUGGCUCCACCAUUGGAGAGAAGGCCAUCAGUGAGAGCCUUAUUUCAAGUGGACUAUGUAAGGUGCAAGAAACUGCUGUAAAAGUAGCCAAAACAAUCGUAUUCUUAGGACUUCAUGAGCCAACAGAGAUUCCUUCAUCUUGCCAAAGUGCAUUUGAUGUUACCUGUUACAGAAUGGAAGAAAGGUUAACCUACUCGAAAAAUGAGCAGGAUAUGGUACUUCUACAUCAUGAAAUACAAGUAGCAACACCAGAUGAUCAACAAACUGAAUGUCGCAAGGCCACGUUACUAGAAUUCGGGACGACGAUGAAUGGAAAGAGCACCAGUGCAAUGGCUCUUACUGUUGGUAUUCCAGCUGCUAUUGGGGCUUUGCUUUUACUGACAAACAAAAUCAAGACUCGUGGAGUUUUAAGGCCCAUUGAAUCUGAAGUUUAUAUUCCAGCCUUGGAUCUUUUACAAGCAUAUGGUUUCAAACUAACAGAGAAGGUUGAAUCCUAGCUUUGGUUCUUUCUCACAAUAAUAAAGGGUACAAUCACCUAGCAAAGUAAUAUAGUAAUAAAUAACUAAAAUCCUACUAUAGUAACAUGGAAAUCAAUUAUCAUCUUGAUCUAAUACUCAAAAACAACCCUCAAAAAUUAUUUAUAUGUGGCCGUUACACUAGAAUCUCAUCAGAAAAUUUUGAUCUCUAGCAAUUGUAACGCUAAAAUCUAUCAAUAGAGUUUCUAUCGAUACUAGUCCUCUAGCAUUGAAACUCAUUUCAUGUAAUCUCUUCAAACUAAAGCUUUCAAAGUCGUAGGAUCUUUUUCUCUGUUAGAGAAUUUCCUCUAA